AUGCUUCAUCCUGCAGUCGUCAUAUCCGGAAAACUGUAGUUAUAAAGUUCAGUGUGUUUAGUGCAGAGAGAUGUUAAUAAACUCAUUUGAAUAAAUGUACAAGAGUCCAAAUGAAGACCAAGAUCAGAGUCUCGUUUUCUCAGAUCAUCUGGAGAGUUUGUAAUUUAUUCAUGUCAGUGUUUUUCUCGCUGGCGACUUACGUGCAGAUAAAUGAUCCAGAUGCUGCUUUGUGGAUGGUUGGUUAUGCAGUUCCAGCUGGAUUGUGCUUUUUGAUUUGUUGUGAACAACAAAUAACAGAGUUAUUAUUAUGGAGGAGAAUGGCUGAUCUUCAUGUGCUUGUCGCCUCUACAUUUGGGCUCAUUCUGGGCUGGAAACUUUUUAAGGAGGGAAUUACAGACAUUUUCCAGCAAGAAGAAGGAAGGGAAUGUUGUGGACUCCUGCUGACGGUUUUCUGGCUGCUGCUCUGCAGACAUUCAGGAAGGAGUCCUGUCGGCUCCGUGAGGAUCUGCACUGCUGUGGGAAUCUCUGUGUUUCCCUUCAUCACAUGGAUCUAUUACUACAUGAACACAGAGCUGAGGAAACACUGGCCUGAACACUGUACAACUGCUCUCUGAUCAGACAAAACACUGAAGAAACCACAUCUGAGCUCCAGAUCAACUCAACUUUACUGAAGUGGACUGAUAAUAAGAGACGAUCAGCAGCUGUUGAUCUUAAAAGAAAUGUUUAAUAAUUCAAACAUUGUAGAAAUACAAACUCUUCAAACUCCAGUGCCGCAAACAUGAUGAUAAUGUUAUUUGUCUUUCUUCUCUCAAUCUCCUGCAUUUAUCUGAAUGUAAAUAACAUUACAUGUGUCAUAAUGCUUUUAUAAUGUAGAUAAUGUCAUAAUGAAGGAUCUGAUCUGCCAUCUAAAAGCUUAAA
This is a messenger RNA of Ctenopharyngodon idella (grass carp), 918 nucleotides long. It is a transcript of the gene tmem220, whose product is annotated as transmembrane protein 220. The transcript has 6 exons. The record is from RefSeq and is a predicted model, not a curated record. Lineage: Eukaryota; Metazoa; Chordata; Actinopteri; Cypriniformes; Xenocyprididae. The coding region runs from base 111 to 614 and encodes 167 amino acids.